AUGUGGAAUUUCAAAUAUAGUUUAGUUUUCAUUUUACUGGGAUGUGGAACAGUUGUAUAUGGUCAAACAAUUGACUGUCAGAGACCGCCUCAGCUAGUGGAUCCUGCACUAUGCUGUCGAGAUGGAGGACGCGAUCAAAUUGCCGAAAAAUGUGCAGAGAAAGUUUUGGGCACAGUAAAUGGACAGCAAAAUAAUGGACCCCCAUCCAUGGAUGGCGCAACCUGCCUGGCUGAAUGCAUUCUCACAACAGCCCAAUACAAACAGGCCCCAAAAACUCUCAACUUGGAAUUCAUACGCAGCGAUUUAACUUCCAAAUUCUCAAAUGAUACGGUUUAUGUGGAGGCUAUGACUUCUGCGUUUGCAAAAUGUGAGCCACAAGCUCAGCGGAGAUUAGCAGCAAUUCAACAAUUUAAUCCAAAGCAACCAAAAUGCAGUCCAUUUGCAGCUAUUGUGCUUGGCUGCACAUAUAUGGAAUAUUUUAAAAAUUGUCCAGCUCACCGCUGGACACAGAGCGCAGAGUGUACACUUGCCAAGACAUUUGUGACUCAAUGCGGCUUGGGUGCUUAG
This is a messenger RNA of Drosophila hydei, 567 nucleotides long. RefSeq lists its product as uncharacterized. Lineage: Eukaryota; Metazoa; Arthropoda; Insecta; Diptera; Drosophilidae. The coding region runs from base 1 to 567 and encodes 188 amino acids. The record is from RefSeq and is a predicted model, not a curated record. The transcript is spliced from 3 exons.